ACAGCCAUGCAAAGUGACAAAAAGCAAAUAGGCCUUUUUUUAUUUUGCCCUCCUUUCCUUCAUCUCUCAAAACCCAGCCUGAGAAAACAUGGCAGGCACAAUUUACCAAAUGUACCAAAUUUAUUUUCUUUUAGUUCUGUGCCCACUGAAGACAGCCAAUGACAUAGUCUUUCUCACUAAGCUUAUCUGUUGUCAGCAGGUGCAAUUUCCUGCAGUCAGGUUGCUGCAGAGAGUCUGGGAGCUCUGAAGUCUUGGAGUCCUGUACUCUGAGUAGCAGCAGCUCAGGAGCUCGUCCAUCUCAGUAAUCCUGCAGGAAAAGAGGCUCCUCUCUCUGGGAGCAUGGCACUGCUGGGCUGGGGCUGCAUCAUCUGCUUUCUAGCUGCUGCAGGUACAAUAGCAGAAGCCGUUCAGGUGAUGGUGUGGAGCACCGCGGUUCUGGGCCGGUCAGUCCUCCUGUCCACCUCACUCAACUCAACUCAGCUACAGUCAAUGAAAUGGUCAGUGAAGAAGGAGGACUCCAAAACAGUGAGGAUUUUAACAGCUGAAAAUAAAACUCAGCCACAAAUAACACCCCCGUUCCUUCAACGUGUGGAGCUCCUGAAGAAUGGCUCGAUGCUCCUGAGAAACGUGACCGGCUCAGAUCAAGGGGUUUAUACUGUGACAGUAACAGACUGGGACGGGACAGAAGAAACAGAGACUAUCACCCUGACAGUGAGCGCUGCAGUGGUGAUCAACUCCCUCUCUGCCUCCCCUGAUUCCCCCAGCAUGGGAGACAACGUGACCCUGAGCUGCAGAGUCUCCGGGGGAACACAACGCAGUGUAUCCUGGCUCAAGGACGGAGACCUCCUGCCCAAUAAGACCCUGGCACACCUCUCCCUCCCGACGCUGGCACCCUCGCACUGUGGUCUCUACACCUGUCUGGCACAGGAUGCCUUCAGCUCUGACCAGGCUGACUACCGCUUGACUGCCCCGGGAUGUGAAAACCCUUUCUCUGCUUCGAUUGCCCUGGUUGCCUGUGGAGUUGUGCUUGUUGUCAUCGCUGCCCUGGGUACAAGAUGCUGGUGUAAGAUUCACCUGGGAGCCUGCUCUGAAAAUCCAAGGGCAGGACAAGAAGUGGAUGUGGUCCAGUCCCCCAGAAGCCAGACUCCAGUGGAGCUGGAAUACGCAGAGCUGGAAUUUCAGGACAGAGCCGAGCGGCCAACCCCACAGCAACACACAGCUCCAGAAGAUCUGAGUGUUAUCUACUCACAGUGCCGCUAGUGAAGCUGCUCAUCACAGCAACACACACAGCACUGCAGGCAGCAAGGCAUCGGGGCAUGCAAAUUCACCCAAUUAGUAUUGCAGGCUCGUGCAAAGUGCCUGGGCGCUGUAUGAGUUUGAAUGGUUAUGCACAGUUAUGAAUCCUCAGCAGACUGGCAGUGCAGUCCUUUCAAGUGACCUUCUCUCUUCGGUUCUGUGACUCGACGGGUGACUAGCUGGUACAGGUGCUGGAGAAUAAAUGGGAAACACCUGCCAUGUGUAGUACACCUCCAUCGCAUGACUACUAGGACUGCUGAGACUUUGUGAAUUCUGUAUUUGUUUUUUUUAAUCCAAAUACAUUUUUCUGUUUGUCGUAUAUUAAUAUGUUUUUAAAUUGUCAUCCCUAUAACAUAUACUCAGAAAAUACACCAUUCAUUUUUAAGAGCUUCUUGUUGAAAGGCUUCUAGUUUUAUGACUGAGUUUCUUUUUUUAGCUCCUAUCUCUAUUAUCUUGCCGCUAUGACAGUACACACUGUUGUAUAGUUCACAUUUUAAACAACUAAACUCUUGUGAAUCAUCCAUGCUGUUUGUUCUGGGAGAGACAUUAACUAACAUAAUCCACAGCUCUGAAAAAACUCAUCUUCUGAGUCAACGACUUCUUCAUUUGACUAGGUGCCAUAAUACUGCUAUUUGACACUUCAGUUUUAUGCCAACCAUUUAAGACUUAUAAACAGGGCUCUGGUCAAUUCCUGUUUUUCAAAUACUGUAUUAAAAUAAACGUAAUAAAAUCAAUGAUGCCCCCCUUGUAAUGGGUCUCUGGCG
This is a messenger RNA of Polyodon spathula (Mississippi paddlefish), 2060 nucleotides long. Its product is annotated as hepatocyte cell adhesion molecule-like. The coding region runs from base 340 to 1260 and encodes 306 amino acids. The transcript is spliced from 6 exons. The record is from RefSeq and is a predicted model, not a curated record. NCBI's taxonomy places the organism in Eukaryota, Metazoa, Chordata, Actinopteri, Acipenseriformes, Polyodontidae.